CGUUGGUCUGGUCAAUUUGGUUUUGUAUAAAUACAAGGGGGAGGUUUUCUUGUGGAAGAUGAAGGAUGCUUUCAAAAUAACGUUCUUCUUUUUUCUUCUUUCUUGAUACACAGACCAUCAAAAAAUUUAUUUUCUUCAAUCAAUCAAUCAAUCAAUCAAUUCUAUAUAUCUCGUUUUUCUACUUUCUAUUUCCUAAGCAUCAAUAGAACUGGACACGUAUACUUGGUACUCAUCUUUAUACCUUAAAUCAACCGACAAAUUACAAUGGUCUCUUCCACAAUAUCACCAUCGUCGCCCGCCAAGAGCAAGCUGAUAGUCUUCGACACCACGCUGCGCGACGGCGAGCAGUCGCCAGGCGUGACGCUCAACACUGAGGAGAAGAUUGAGAUAGCGCGGCAGCUCUCGCGCCUGGGCGUUGACAUCAUCGAGGCUGGCUUUCCAGUCGCGUCGCCAGGCGACUUUAAUGCCGUGCAGCGCAUCGCGCGCGAAGUCGGAGGGCUGAUGGAGGGCCGCGAUGGGCUCGAGCCGAUGGUCAUCUGUGGGCUCGCGCGGUCGGUCAAGAAGGACAUCCAGACAGCGUACGACGCAGUCAAGGACGCGCCGAGGCACCGCAUCCACGUUUUCCUGGCGACAUCGGACAUCCACCUCGAGUUCAAGCUGAAGAUCAGCCGUGACGAGUGCAAGGCGCGCAUCAGGGAGAUGGUCGGGUUUGCCAAGAGCCUGUGCGCUGACAUUGAGUUCUCGCCCGAGGAUGCCGGCCGGUCGGACCGCGCGUUCCUGUGCGAGGCGCUUGCUGUGGCCAUCGAGGCUGGCGCCACGACACUUAACAUUCCAGAUACUGUCGGCUACAACACGCCGCACGAGUACGGCGCGCUGAUCGCGCACCUCAAGCAGAACACACCUGGCGCUGAUAGCGUCAUCUUCUCGACGCACUGCCACAACGACCUGGGGCUGGCCACGGCCAACACGCUGGCCGGCAUCAGCAACGGCGCGCGGCAGGUCGAGGUGACCAUCAACGGCAUUGGUGAGCGCGCCGGCAACACUUCGCUCGAGGAGGUCGUCAUGAACAUCCACACGCACCCUGACACGUACCCGGUGCACCACACCAUCAACACGCGCCUGUUGUUCUCGACGUCGCGCAUGGUCGAGGACCUCUCGGGCAUGGCCGUGCAGGCCAACAAGGCCAUCGUUGGCCGCAACGCCUUCUUGCAUGAGAGCGGCAUCCACCAGGACGGCGUGCUCAAGAACAAGACUACCUAUGAGAUCAUCCGCCCCGAGGACGUCGGCGUCACCACCGGCAACCUGGCCCUGGGCAAGCACUCGGGCAGACACGCCUUCAAGACCAAGCUCGAGGAGCUCGGCUACGGCGGCGCCGCGCUUUCCGACGCGCAGUUCCAGACGGCGUUUGCCAAGUUCAAGGACCUGGCCGACUCCAAGAAGGCCGGCGUCACUGACGGCGACAUGCACGCGCUGGUCGCCGACAUCCGCUCGACGUCGCUCUCGGGACCCACCAGCGCGCAGCCCGACGACACCACCGCGGAGGAGUCUGCGUCGGAGGAGCCGGCCGCCGUGCAGUACACUCUGAAGCAGCUGCACGUGUUCACCGGUGUCAACGUCAUGCCGACGGCGACCGUCACGCUGCACGACGCGCACCGCGGCGUUGACCUCACGGACGUGGCCGUGGCCAAGAACGGCCCGAUCGAGGCCACGUACUCGGCCAUCCAGCGCAUCAUCGGCAGGGACAUUGAGCUGCUCAACUUCACAGUCUCAGCCACCAGCGUCGGGCAGGACACGCAGGGCAAGGUGUCUGUGCGCAUCGCGCAGUCUGGGUCGUCGUCAACGUCAGUGGUCUCGUCGGCAACCGCGUCACCCAAGCCAGAGGAGCAGCUGCUGACGUCGUACGGCGCCGUGCCAAAGUUCUCUGGUGUUGCGUGCAACGUCGACAUCAUCACGGCAUCAGCAAAGGCAUACUUGACGGCCGUCAACCGCAUGGUCAGCCACGACUCGGCAGACAACCGCGCCAGCCACAAGCAGCGCAACGUCGAGAUCUAGAUAUAAGAGACGAUGGCCU
Messenger RNA from Kickxella alabastrina, 2071 nucleotides. RefSeq names its product 2-isopropylmalate synthase. Gene Ontology annotation, biological process: L-leucine biosynthetic process. Bases 265 to 2052 code for a protein of 595 amino acids. Lineage: Eukaryota; Fungi; Kickxellomycota; Kickxellomycetes; Kickxellales; Kickxellaceae. The record is from RefSeq and is a predicted model, not a curated record. Gene Ontology annotation, molecular function: 2-isopropylmalate synthase activity. The transcript has a single exon.